Molecule: messenger RNA, 3086 nt
Organism: Eruca vesicaria subsp. sativa (arugula)
Lineage: Eukaryota; Viridiplantae; Streptophyta; Magnoliopsida; Brassicales; Brassicaceae
Source: the annotation of a GenBank genome assembly
CACAAACUCUCUCUCUCUCUUGUAAAUUUGUGAGCAGUUGUUUGUUCCGAGAAAUCAAAAGGAAUUUUCUGGGGGAAACCAAAUCGAGUAAACCGGUAGAGAAGAAGAAGAAGAAGCUUCUCUCUGUUUUCUGUUAAUCGAGAAGGAAUGUCUACUGUGAAUCACAGAAACGGUACUCAAAGAAGCUCUCUCAGAGCUCACUCCUCCUCUGCACAGAAACCUUCUCUUAAAUCCAAGACUGUGCUUCGGAAAAGCAGCCCCGCCGCACUCGGUGUCGGCUCCUCCUCCUCCGCCGCCGCAGGUUCUAAGUCUGGAAACGGCGCCGACGCUGGUGUUCCUGGGAGAGUUCGUGUAGCUGUUAGGUUAAGGCCACGCAGUGGCGAGGAAAUGAUCGCUGAUGCUGAUUUUGCUGAUUGUGUUGAGUUACAGCCUGAGGUAAAGAGGCUGAAACUAAGGAAAAACAAUUGGGACACUGAUACUUUUGAGUUCGAUGAAGUGCUCACUGAGUAUGCUUCUCAGAAGCGAGUAUACGAAGUUGUGGCAAAACCUGUCGUCGAGGGUGUUUUGGAUGGUUACAAUGGGACGAUAAUGGCGUAUGGUCAGACCGGUACUGGUAAGACAUAUACACUUGGACAGCUCGGGGAAGAAGACGUAGCUGAUCGUGGCAUAAUGGUCCGUGCUAUGGAAGAUAUUUUAGCUCAAGUCUCCUUGGAGACUGAUUCUAUAUCUGUCUCUUAUUUGCAGCUGUAUAUGGAGACUGUACAAGACCUUCUUGAUCCAGCUAAUGAUAACAUUGCCAUAGUUGAAGACCCGAAAAGUGGAGAUGUUUCUCUUCCAGGUGCUACCUUGGUGGAAAUUAGGGAUCCACAUAGCUUCCUGGAACUACUUCAACUCGGAGAAGCUCACCGGUUUGCUGCUAACACCAAACUCAACACCGAGUCUUCCCGUAGUCAUGCUAUCUUAAUGGUUAAUGUCAGACGCUCUUUAAAGACAAGUGAAAGUAAUGGAAACUCCCACAUGUCUAAAUCUCUCAAGCCUCCUGUUGUCCGGAAGGGGAAGCUGGUUGUGGUGGAUCUUGCUGGCUCGGAACGUAUCAGUAAAUCAGGAAGUGAAGGACAUACACUGGAGGAAGCCAAAUCUAUUAAUCUCUCUUUGAGUGCACUUGGCAAAUGCAUCAAUGCACUUGCUGAGAACAGUUCUCAUGUUCCGUUCCGUGAUUCAAAGCUAACCAGAUUGCUUAGAGAUUCAUUUGGAGGAACUGCAAGGACAUCCUUGGUUAUUACAAUUGGUCCAUCACCACGACAUCGAGGGGAGACAACAAGCACUAUAAUGUUUGGUCAAAGGGCAAUGAAAGUGGAGAAUAUGGUGAAGUUGAAGGAAGAGUUUGAUUACAAAAGCUUGUCUAAAAGGCUUGAGUUACAACUAGACAAUCUAAUUGAGGAAAACGAAAGGCAGCAGAAAGCAUUCGUUGAUGAAAUUGAAAGAAUAACCGUAGAGGCACAUAACCAAAUCUCUGAGGCUGAAAAGAGAUAUGCCAAUGCACUAGAGGAUGAAAAGCUAAGGUAUCAGAAUGAUUACGUGGAAUCAAUAAAGAAGCUGGAGGAGAACUGGUCAAAGAACCAGAAGAAGCUUGCAGCUGAAAGACUUGCACUCGGAGAGAAAAAUGGUCUGGACGUCACAUCAAAUGGAAAUAGAUCCAUUGCUCCAGCCUUAGAGGAAGUCUCUGAACUGAAAAAAAUGGUUCAGAAAGAAACUCAGCUGAAGAUGGCGGCUGAAGAGGAAGUGAAUAGACUGAAACAGCAGCUCUCUGAGUUUAAAAGAGUGGAAGUAUCAGGAAAUUCUGAGAUCAUGAGACUCCAUAAGAUGUUGGAAACUGAGACACAACAAAAAGAAAAACUAGAAGAGGAAAUAGCCACGCUGCAUACACAGUUACUGCAGUUGAGUCUUACUGCUGACGAGACACGACAAAACCUAGAGAGACAUGGUUCACAGAAAACAUCUGGUGCUCUAGAUUCUUAUAUGUCUCAGUUAAAACUUCCUCAGCUGCAAGAUCCAGGAAACGCAGAGAAACCUCCUGUAGCUAAACUAUUUGAACAAGUUGGGUUGCAAAAGAUUUUGUCUCUUCUUGAGGCUGACGAUGCUGAUGUAAGGAUUCAUGCUGUCAAAGUAGUAGCAAAUUUGGCUGCCGAAGAGGCAAAUCAGCAACAAAUCGUGGAAGCUGGUGGUCUCACCUCCUUACUGAUGCUUCUGAGAAGUACAGAAGAUGAAACCAUUCACAGAGUUGCUGCUGGUGCAAUCGCCAACCUUGCAAUGAACGAAACCAACCAGGAGCUGAUUAUGGAUCAAGGAGGCAUUGAUUUACUGUCAUCAACAGCAGCCAAUGCUCAGGAUCCUCAAACCCUCAGGAUGGUAGCUGGAGCCAUUGCUAAUCUCUGUGGAAACGAUAAGUUACAGACAAAGUUAAGAUCAGAAGGAGGAAUUGCAGCGUUGUUGGGAAUGGUUAGAUGUGGACAUCCUGAUGUGCUUGCACAAGUUGCUCGUGGAAUUGCAAACUUUGCUAAAUGCGAGUCAAGAGCAUCAACUCAAGGAACUAAGAGAGGGAAAUCACUAUUAAUAGAAGACGGUGCACUCUCUUGGAUUGUUCAAAAUGCCAAAACUGAAACAACAGCUAUUAAGCGUCACAUCGAAUUAGCUCUCUGCCACUUAGCACAACACGAAGGGAAUGCGAAAGAGAUGGUUAAGGAAGGAGCAAUAUGGGAACUGGUGAGGAUCUCAAGAGAAUGUUCGAGAGAAGACAUAAGAAGUCUUGCUCAUAGGACUCUCACUUCAAGUCCCACUUUUCUUACUGAACUUAGACGUCUACGUGUUGAUAUCCGGUAAAAGCGGUUUUAACUUAACUUAGACGUCUUUGUUGUCUGAUUUUGAUUUUCUUUCGGUUUAGGAUGGUUUGUGAUUUUCUUCUUGGCUGUGGCUUUUUGUUUGUUCGAACGUGUAUAUUAUUUUGGUGGGUUUUGUUUGUGUAUAUUGACGUAGUAAUUAAUGCAAAAUUAUAAUAAAUUAUGCUUCAGUUUUUCCGGAUAGUUUGU